AUGCUCAGGACCGACCUUAUCAAACCACACCCUCCAACUCCACACCUCGACCGGCCUUAUCAAACCACACCCUCUCCCACUCCACAACUCAACCGGCCUUAUCAAACCACACCCUCCCACUCCACACCCCCACCGGCCUUAUCAAACCACACCCUCCCACUCCACACCUCAAACGGCCUUAUCAAACCACACCCUCCCAGUCCAUACCUCCGCCGGCCUUUUCAAACCACAUCCUCCCACUCCACACCUCAACCGGCCUUAUCAAAUCACACCCUCCCACUCCACACCUCGACCGGCCUUAUCAAACCACACCCUCCCACUCCACACCUCAACCGGCCCUUAUCAAACCACACCCUCCCACUCCACACCUCAACCGGCCUUAUCAAACCACACCCUCCCACUCCACACCUAGACCGACCUUAUCAAACCACACCGUCCCACUCCACACCUCAGCCGGCCUUAUCAAACCACACCCUCCCACUCCACACCUCGACCGGCCUUAUCAAACCACACCCUCUCACUCCACACCUCAACCGGCCUUAUCAAACCACACCAUACCACUCCACACCUCAACCGGCCUUAUCAAACCACACCAUACCAUUCCACACCUCAACCGGCCUUAUCAAACCACACCCUCCCACUCCACACCUCGACCGGCCUUAUCAAACCACACCCUCCCACUCCACACCUCAACCGGCCUUAUCAAACCACACCCCCCAAUCCAUACCUCGACCGGCCUUAUUAAUCCACACCCUCCCACUCCACACCUCAAUCGGCCAUAUCAAACCACAACCCCCCCACUCCACACCUCAACGGCCAUAUCAAACCAAAAAACCCUCCACUCCACACCUCAGCCGGCCUAUCGAACCACACCCUCCACUCCACACCUCACCCGCCUUAAUCAAAACCACAACCCUCCCACUCCAAACACCUCAACCGGCCUUAUCAAACCACACACAACCCUCCCACUCCACACACCUAACCGGCCUUAUCAAACCACAACCAUCCCACUCCACCCUCAACCUGCCUUAUCAAACCGCACACCCUCCCCACUCCACACCUAGACCGACCUUAUCAAACCACACCGUCCCACUCCACACCUCAACCGGCCUUAUCCAAACCACACCCUCCCACUCCACCACCUCAACGGCCUUAUCAAACCACACACCACCACUCCACACCUCAACCGGCCUUAUUAACCAACCCCUACCCCCCCCCACCCCCCCACUCCACACCUCAACCGCCUUAUCAAACCACACCCUCCCAUCUCCACACCUCAACCGGCCUUAUCAACCACACACUCCCACUCCACACAUCAACCGGCCUUAUCAAAACCACACCCUCCCACUCCACACCCUUAACCGGCCUUAUCAAACCACACCCUCCCACUCCACACCCCAGACCGGCCUUAUCAACCACACCCUCCCAUUCCACACCUCAACCGGCCUUAUCAAACCACACCCUCCCACUCCACACCUCCACCGGCCUUAUCAAACCACACCCUCCCACUCCACACCUCAACCGGCCUUAUCAAACCACACCCUCCCACUCCACACCUCGACCGGCCUUAUCAAACCACACCCUCCCACUCCACACCUCAACCGGCCUUAUCAAACCACACCCUCCCACUCCACACCUCAACCGGCCUUAUCAAACCACACACACCCACUCCACAACUCAACCGGCCUUAUCAAACCACACCCUCCCACUCCACACCUCAACCGGCCUUAUCAAACCACACCCUCCCACUCCACACCUCGACCGGCCUUAUCAAACCACACCCUCCCACUCCACACCUCGACCGGCCUUAUCAAACCACACCCUCCCACUCCACACCUCAACCGGCCUUAUCAAACCACAUCCUCCCACUCCACACCUAGACCGGCCUUAUCAAACCACACACCCCCACUCCACACCUCAACCGGCCUUAUCAAACCACACACCCCCACUCCACACCUCAACCGGCCUUAUCAAACCACACGCUUCCACUCCACACCCUCAACCGGCCUUAUCAAACCACACCCUCCCACUCCACACCUCAACCGGCCUUAUCAAACCAAACCCUCUCACUCAACACCUCAAUCGGCCUUAUCAAACCACACCCUCCCACUCCACACAUCAAACCACGCCCUCCCACUCCACACCUCCACCGGCCUUAUCAAACCACACCCUCCCACUCCACACCUCAACCGGCCUUAUCAAACCACACCCUCCCACUCCACACCUCAACCGGCCUUAUCAAACCACACCCUCAUACUCCACACCUCAACCGGCCUUAUCAAACCACACCCUCCCACUCCACACCUCAACCGGCCUUAUCAAACCACACCCUCCCACUCCACACCUCAACCGGCCUUAUCAAACCACACCCUCCCACUCCACACCUCAACCGGCCUUAUCAAACCACACCCCCCCGCUCCACACCUCAACCGGCCUUAUCAAACCACGCCCUCCCACUCCACACCUCAACCGGCCUUAUCAAACCACGCCCUCCCACUCCACACCUCAAACGGCCUUAUCAAACCACACCCUCCCACUCCACACCUCAACCGGCUGUAUCAAACCACACCCUCCCACUCCACACCUCAACCGGCCUUAUCAAACCACACCCUCCCACUCCACACCUCAACCGGCCUUAUCAAACCACACCCUCCCACUCCACACCUCCACCGGCCUUAUCAAACCACACCCUCCCACUCCACACCUCAACCGGCCUUAUCAAAACACACCCUCCCACUCCACACCUCAACCGGCCUUAUCAAACCACACCCUCCCACUCCACACCUCAACCGGCCUUAUCAAACCACACCCUCCCACUCCACACCUCGACCGGCCUUAUCAAACCACACCCUCCCACUCCACACCUCGACCGGCCUUAUCAAACCACACCCUCUCACUCCACACCUCAACCGGCCUUAUCAAACCACACCAUACCACUCCACACCUCAACCGGCCUUAUCAAACCACACCAUACCAUUCCACUUCACCCCCGAACUUUAA
This is a messenger RNA of Pecten maximus, 3000 nucleotides long. RefSeq names its product proline-rich extensin-like protein EPR1. The record is from RefSeq and is a predicted model, not a curated record. Bases 1 to 3000 code for a protein of 999 amino acids. NCBI's taxonomy places the organism in Eukaryota, Metazoa, Mollusca, Bivalvia, Pectinida, Pectinidae. The transcript is spliced from 2 exons.